AUGAGUAAAUUAUUAAUAGAUGAUCUACUACAAGACUUUGAUGUCAAUAAUAAUGACAAAAGUAAAACACGUCCAAAAAAACAGGCGUCUAUUGAUGACAUUGAUGAUGGUGAUUGGCUUUCUUCAACAAUAGAUACAAAAAAAUCAACAACAAAUACAACUUUAAAACGACAAAAUGAUAUUGGUGAUGAUAUUGAUCUAGAUGAUCGAUGGAAUCGAACAGGCGGUUCUAAUUCUUCAUAUAAACCAAGUUUUGCUGGUGGUAGUACCUUGGAUACAACAAAUUUUACUCAAGGUCAAGAUACAUUACAACGUAUUAUAAGUCAACCUCGACCAGUAACAUCAAGUGGUUCUACAAAAUUUGAUGUUUUAUUUGGAAGUUCACCACCAAAAUCUACUACUAUUGGAGAAUUAGAAAAAAAUAAAAAAGCAGUUCGAUUUGAAGAUCCUGAUCUUACACGUCCAUCAACAGCUCCAUCAACAUCAGAUAAAUUACAAAAUCGUCCUAAUAUAAAUGUAUUAUCAUCUUUACGUACAGGUCUUGAACCAAAUAAAUCAUCUGAUAUAUUUUCUCCAACUAAAACAACAACUGGAUCAAGUAAAUCAAAUGAUUGGCUUGGUUUAAAAGAUGAAACAAGUGAUGACGAUGUUUUUCCAACACAUAUAACACAAAAAAUUGAACCAGCUAUUACUACUCUUGCUAAAAAAGCACCAAUAUUACCUGUUCAAGAAACACGUUCAACCAUAGUUGAACAACCAAAAAAAUCUGUCCUAGAAGAUUUACUUGAAGAGGAUCGACGUGCAUUAACAGAAAACACAACAAUAACACGUAAAAUUUCAACAAAUAAACCAAUACAAGAUUUUCUAUUAGAUGAACGAACAACAUCAAAUAAACGUCCAACAACAACUAGUAUAUCAAAAACUCCAUCAUUUACAGAUAAUCAAGGAGUUAAUUCAUCUCCUAAAACUUUAUUUGAUACAAGAAAUGAUUAUACUAAUGAUAUUUUUAAAAAUCCAUCAAUAGAUUCAAUUUUUCAUACAGAUCAACCAAUCUCAACAGCAAUAAGAACAAAUGCUUCAACACUUGAUAUGAAAAAACUUGAAUUUGAAAAUAAUGAACUUAAAAUGACUGUUGAUCAUAUGAAACGACAACAUGAACUUGAAAUUACAAUGCUUGAAGAAGGUUAUAAACAUCGACUUGAAUAUGUUGAAAAAUCAUGUGAAAGAAGAGAAGUUAGAUUAAAAGAAGAAAAUGAACAUUUACUUCGUCAAUUAAAUGAUCGUACACAACAAUAUGAAAAUGAAAAAUCUACUUUAUUACUUGAUCAUCAACGACGUUUAGAUGAUUUACAACGAGAUCGAACAACAGAACUUGAAAAUUUACGAACAUUACAACGACAAACUCUUGAUCAUUUACGACGAGAACAUGAACAAACAAUUCAACGUUUAAAACAACUUAAACAAGAAGAAAUAUCAACAGCACUUGAUGUUACAACACAUACACGAGCAUUUGAAUCUGUUGUUGAUCAUAUGGAACAAAAUGCUAAAAAUAUUGAUCAACUUAGACUUAAAAUUGAAGCUAAACAUAGUUCUGUUUUAACAGAUAAAGAAAUUGAAGCACGAAAUAAAGAACAACAACUUAAAGCUUAUGAAGAACGUUUACAAAUGCAAGCACUUGAUUUUGAACGUGAACGUAAAAAUUUACAAGAACUUAUUUCACGAUUAGAAGUUCAUUUAUCUGAACAAACAAAACUUGUUGAAGAAGAACGAUGGAAAGCAUUACAAUCUCAAAAACGUAUGGAAGCUAUGCAAGAUGCAUUAAAUGGUGAACAACGUUUAUUUAUGGAGAAAUUAACACGUGAACGUUCAGAAAUUCAACGUAGUAAAGAUCAAUUACUUGAAGAUCAAAAAUUAACAUUAGCUAAUAUAUAUGAAAAUCGUUCACAAUUAGCUGAUGAACGUGCUAAAAUUGAAGCAUUACAAAAAAAUUUUCAAGAACAAAAACAUCGAGAUAUGUUACAAAAUGCUACAAUUGAAGCAGAAAAUCGUGCACAACAAAAAUUAGCUGCUGAACAAUUAGUACGUCUUGAAAAACGUGAACAAGAAUUAAUUAAACGUGAAGAAACAUUUUUAUUAGAAAAACGUUCAUUAAAUGAAUUAAAACAACAUAUUGAUAUUGAACAAUCAAAUAUAAAAAAUCAAUAUGAAGAUAUAAAACAAAAAUUAAUUGAAAUUGAACAUGCUAAUGAAUUAAUUAAAAAAGAAAAAGAACGUUUAUCACAACUUUAUUUUGAAUUACAUACACUUGAUGGAAAAAAUACUGGACGUCUUCAACAAUUACAAAAAUCAAUUCAUAAUUUACGACAACAAGAAGAACAUAUGAAUGAAAAAUAUUCUCGUAUGUCUAAUGAACGUGAAAAUUUAAAACAUCUUCGUUCAAAUGUUCCAUUGAAAAAACAAACUCCAACUAUUGAUUCAGGUUUUUCAACUUUACAAUUAGCUGCAGCUACACCACUUUUACCAAUAAAUUCUUCUCAACAAUCUUUUGAUGAAAAUGCUAUUUUACGAUCAUUACGUAUGAAUGCUCUGCAAGAUCAAUUAUAUAUUGAAGAUGAAAUGUCAUUUCUUAACAGUUUACGUACUGGCAAUCAUCUAUCAUUACGUAGUGCAAGUCUUUCCAAUCUUCAUCGUCAUCCGGAAACGAAUUUACUUAGGACAAAUCAAUAA
Molecule: messenger RNA, 2727 nt
Organism: Rotaria sp. Silwood1
Lineage: Eukaryota; Metazoa; Rotifera; Eurotatoria; Philodinida; Philodinidae
Source: the annotation of a GenBank genome assembly